Messenger RNA from Aphanomyces astaci, 1506 nucleotides. RefSeq lists its product as hypothetical. The transcript has 6 exons. Lineage: Eukaryota; Oomycota; Saprolegniomycetes; Saprolegniales; Verrucalvaceae. Bases 24 to 1442 code for a protein of 472 amino acids. Gene Ontology annotation, molecular function: protein binding. The record is from RefSeq and is a predicted model, not a curated record.
GAACUGUGGCUGGAGCAAACAAAAUGCAGAGCUCCACCGCGUCCACCGCCACGGGAGGUGGCAGCCAAACCCAGACCAAAGUCCUCAAGAAGAGUGCGAGCGAAAGGUUAGGACUGUCGCUCAUAUCCCUCAACCCCGGAGCCACAGGAAACAUAUACGUGUCGUCCGUCGCGCCACACUCGACGGCGCACCGGAAAAAAGUCGGCGUCGGUUGGGAGUUACUGGUUGUCAACGGCAAGAAUGUUGAAAACAUGACCGUCGACGACAUCGCACGACUCGCUGGAGGCACGUCAUGCAAGCAAGUUGAGAUUACGUUCGAAACGACGAUGGCCGAGCGAUUUGUCAAGUGGAAAGCCGAUUCAGGUGUCAAAGCCACUCCUGCCGCGAAACCUCCGACCAAAUCCAAGGCCAAGGCGCCACCUGCCACCAAUUCUACACACAAGGCCACUGCCUCAUCGCCUCCGCCACCAGACAAGGCCAAGCCGGCAAAAGCAGGCAAGCGGGGUAUUUCCAUUGCCGCAGCACAGCAGCAGGAGCCACACAACGAUACCGACGGUGUAGACAACGACGACGACUCUCUUCGAGCAGGCGGUGGCACGUCCAAGAAGAAACGAGGCGCGCCGCAAAAUACCAUCCAACGCUUUCUACAAAGCAGCCGGUCCACGGAUCCGUCGAAUACUGUCCAGCACCCCCUCCAGGAACUGUCUCGCGCAGAGAAGUCGCGGCAGGCCAUGGUUGUGGACAAGCUCACGUACAUGGGCUUCUCCCGCGCGGACGCGCUACUGAGCUGUGAAAAGUGCGGCAGCGACCACAUCGACACCAACAUGAUUUGGCUCGUGUCGAUGGUCGAAGAGCGGCGGUUCCAGGACGAGCUCAACAAGGCCCAGAUCGAGUCGGAGCUCCAAAAGCGGGACGAAGACACCCAGCACAAACGAAAAGAGCUCCAAGUGCUCGAGACCACGUCAUCCUUGCGUGCCCUCUUCCCCGAAUCGGUUGCGUUUGACCCAGAUACGCACGCCCCGCUCGUGAUUGACUUGAUCGACACGUUCCUUCUCAACAUGGACGACCCCGCGACAUCCCCGCUGCGCCAGGCGGUGGCCGACAUCCUCACGCAUGAAACCAAGGCGCGGCGAUGGUACCCCCGUCCGUCCAAGUGCUACGUGGCGGACCUCGUCCAGCGCGUUAAUGGGACGCUGGCAACGCACCCGCCCACCGCCGCCUGCUGCGGCCAGCGAAUCCCCUCGAAAAGGGAGUGCCCGUUGCUCACGCUGGUCCAAGCAGAGCUCGCGACGCUCAAGGCGCACCUGUACAUGUCCACGUCCAACGUCGGCGGCGUCCCCCAAGCGUUUCUAGAUGCCGACGACGCGAACCGGUUCAGUCUGGCCGCCGACGGCUUUGAAGUGUGCAAUGUCCAAGACCUCGUCUCAGAUGACGAUGAUUAACACGAAAAUAGUCUUGACUUUGCUGCGAUACCGUGAGAAGGUCCGACGGAACGUUUUUGUAAGC